AUGGAUGUUGCAGCCCUGCGGAACCGCAUCCAGUCCACGCUAGAUGCCAAUGCUGAUAUCAGACGGCAGGCGGAACUUGAUCUGAAAUAUGCCGAGACGCAACCGGGUUUCAUAAAUGCUCUGUUGGAUAUUCUGCAGGGGGAGCAGGUCAACGCCGUCCAACUGUCGGCGGGUGUUUACCUGAAGAACCGUAUCAACCGAGGGUGGUCAACUAUUGAGGAUAGUCCGUUGCGCGCACCUAUUGCAGAGGAGGAGAAACCAGGUUUCCGCGAGCGGCUGAUUCCCGCCUUGGUUUCCACCCCCCCCAACGUCCGCGCUCAGCUCGUUCCUCUACUUCAGAAGAUUCUUCAACAUGACUUCCCCGAACAAUGGCCUGGGUUCCUGGACAUCACAAUGCAGCUGCUCGGCACUAACGAUGCCGGUUCGGUCUAUGCGGGUCUGCAGUGCCUGUUAGCCAUCUGCCGUGUGUACCGAUUUAAAGCGGGGGAUAAACGGGAGGAGUUUGACAAGAUUAUUGAGCACUCAUUCCCUCAGUUGCUCAGCAUAGGAUCGAGGCUCGUGGAUGAGGAGAGUGUAGAGGCGGCCGAGAUGCUCCGCAUCGUGGUGAAAUCAUACAAGCAUGCUAUUUACUUCGAGCUCUCACCUCAUCUUCAAUCGCACCAGGCGACAGUCGACUGGUGCACUUUGUUCCUACGGAUCAUUGCCAAAGAACCUCCGGCAAAUUCUAUGAUGGAAUCCAAGGAGGAGAGAGAACUUGCCCAUUGGUGGAAGUGCAAGAAAUGGGCAUAUGCCAAUCUGAACCGUCUAUUCAUCAGAUACGGAAACCCCACGACCAUUCCCAAGUCCAGUACCCCGGACUACUCUCAGUUUGCCAAGUCGUUCAUUACAACAUUCGCCCCGGAAAUUCUUAAGGGGUACCUACAGGAGAUUGACAAAUACGUUUCCAAGGGUCAAUGGCUGAGCAACCCAGCACUUUCCUACACUUUGAUCUUUUUCGAAGAGUGCGUCAAGCCGAAGUCAAUGUGGGAUCACCUAAAGCCGCACAUGGAGAACCUCAUUGCUCACUUCGUCUUCCCGAUUCUGUGCCAGAGUGACGAGGACAUCGAGUUGUUCGAGACGGACCCGUCUGAAUAUCUCCACCGAAAGUUGAACUACUACGAGGAGGUCUCGGCGCCCGAUGUUGCUGCUACAAACUUCCUGAUUACUCUCACCAAGAACCGGAAGAAGCAGACUUUCUCUAUCCUUACAUUCGUCAACGGUAUUGUUAGUAAGUAUGAGGCUGCUCCGGAUGACCAGAAAUUGCCAAGGGAGAAGGAGGGCGCCCUGCGCAUGAUUGGAUCUCUGGCUUCUGUCAUUCUGGGGAAGAAGAGCCCCAUCGCGGACCAGGUUGAAUACUUUUUCGUACGCCAUGUUUUCCCUGAGUUCCGCAGUCCCCAUGGUUUCCUUCGUGCGCGUGCCUGUGACACGUUGGAGAAAUUUGAGCAGCUCGAUUUCCAGGACCCCAACAAUCUGAUGAUCAUUUACCGGAAUAUCCUCGAAUCCAUGACUGAUUCAGAACUGCCUGUUCGUGUCGAGGCCGCCCUUGCUCUUCAGCCUCUCAUUCGUCACGACGUGAUCCGCACCUCUAUGCAGCAGAAUAUCCCGCAGAUCAUGCAGCAACUUCUCAAGCUUGCCAAUGAGGUUGAUGUUGAUGCUUUGGCUAAUGUUAUGGAAGAUUUCGUCGAGGUUUUCUCUGCGGAGCUGACUCCUUUCGCCGUUGCUCUGAGUGAGCAGUUGCGUGACACAUACAUGCGUAUCGUUGGUGAGCUCCUGGAGAGAAACGCAGCCAAGGGCGAGGAGGACACGUACGGCGAUUUCCUGGACGACAAGAGUAUCACCGCUCUUGGUGUUUUGCAGACAAUUGGCACAUUGAUUCUUACUCUAGAGAGCACGCCCGACGUGCUUUUGCACCUCGAAACAGUCCUUAUGCCUGUCAUUAGCAUCACCCUUGAGAACAAGCUUUACGACCUCUACAAUGAAGUAUUUGAGAUCAUCGACAGCUGCACAUUCGCCUCGAAGUCUAUUUCUCCGACCAUGUGGCAGGCUUUUGAGCUCAUCCACAAGACCUUCAAGGCGGGAGCUGAGCUGUACCUGGAGGACAUGCUGCCCGCGCUCGACAACUACGUGGCGUACGGUUCUCAGACGCUUGUUCAAAAUCCUGCCUACCUCGCAGCCAUCGUGGGUAUGGUCGAAGAUAUUUUCAAUGAUGAGAAAGUGGGCGGCGUAGACAGGAUCUGUGGUUGCAAGCUUGCCGAGACUGUCAUGCUAAACCUGCGCGGCUAUGUUGACCAAUACAUCCCUGUCUUUAUCGAGCUUGCGAUGCGUGUCAUCGAUGCUGGAGAAGCGCGUACCAAAUCUUACCGUCUCCAUCUGAUGGAGAUGGUCAUCAACGCCAUAUAUUACAACCCAGUUCUCAGUCUCCAAGUCCUAGAGGCCAAGGGGUGGACCAACAAGUUCUUCAGCGCCUGGUUCUCUAGCAUUGACAGCUUCAGACGUGUUCACGACAAGACACUGUCCAUUGUCGCCAUCACCUCGCUGCUCACUUUGAACCCUGCCGACGUGCCAACUAGCGUUCAACAAGGUUGGCCAAGGUUGCUUCAGGGAGUUACCAGACUGUUCCACACAUUGCCCGCCGCUAUUCAGAAUCGACAAGAGGCGACAAAGGAGUCGGACUUCCAAUACGAAGAGGAAGACGAGGAUGAUGAAGGUAACGACUGGGAGGGCGAAGUGGAAUGGACUGAGGGUGAUGAUGAGGCUGGUCCCGAGGGCGAUAUUCCCGACGAGAGUGCUGCUUACCUGGACUUCCUGAACAAAGAGGCGGCAAAAUUCGGCUCUUUCGCUGGGGACGACGAUGACGACGAGCUUGAUGAGGAGAGUUUACUUGAGACUCCUCUCGACAAGGUUGAACCAUAUGGGCUGUUCAAGCAGGUGUUCAUGAACCUCCAACAACAACAACCUCAGCUCUACGAAAAUCUGACGAAUAUUCUAAACGACGAAGAGAAGAAGAUCAUCGAGUCUGUGUUCCAUGAAGCCGACGCAAAGGCUCUGGCCGCGGCCAAUGAAGAAGCUGCCAAAGCGGCUGCCCUCCAAGCUAACGGGAAUCAAUAG
Aspergillus nidulans FGSC A4 is the source of this 3147-nucleotide messenger RNA. RefSeq names its product karyopherin kapD. Gene Ontology annotation, molecular function: small GTPase binding. Lineage: Eukaryota; Fungi; Ascomycota; Eurotiomycetes; Eurotiales; Aspergillaceae. Gene Ontology annotation, cellular component: cytoplasm; nucleus. The transcript has 8 exons. The coding region runs from base 1 to 3147 and encodes 1048 amino acids. Gene Ontology annotation, biological process: intracellular protein transport. The record is from RefSeq and is a predicted model, not a curated record.